AUGGACAUCCCGUUUUUUGAUGGAAAAUUACACAUAGAGGAUUUUAUGGAUUGGGAACGUGCAGUGGAGACGUUCUUUGAAUACAUGGAUGUUCCUCGGGAUAAGCAGGUGAAAUACGUUGCUUGUCGAUUACAUGGUGGUGCGAGCGCGUGGUGGCAACAAUUGUUGCAUACUCGGCACCGAGAGGGAAGAGGCAGCGUCCGGAGUUGGGCCAGGAUGAAGCAACUCUUGCAGAGCCAUUAUCUCCCUACGGAUUAUGACCAAAUCCUUUACAUGAAGUUUCAGCAAUGCACACAAGGGCAGAGGAGUGUGAGCGAUUACACGGAGGAGUUUUACCGCCUUAGCGCCCGUAACAACCUGAACGAGUCGGCAAAUCAAAUUGUAGCUCGCUAUGUUGGAGGAUUGAAGGAACCCAUCCAGGACAAGCUUGAAUUGAAUUCCCUAAAUCGGCAGCUCCGCUCUGCGCCGCAACGUCACCAUUUCAACGACUCUGCCUCCUCGGAUAAUAGGGGACAAGGGCCCAAUCAGAGCAGCAAUUCCAAGGUUCCUCCUAAGGAUUCGACACAAGUGCAACUUCUGGAAGGGGAGUCGAAACAUCUUACCCCCACGGCCGAAGCCGAGGAUGAUGAAGAUUAUGAGGAAGUAGCUGGGGAUGAAGGGGAGCCGGUUGUGUGUGUGCUCCAGAAAUUGCUUCUUGCACCUAAUCAGAACACCAAAACCCAACGCAACGCAAUCUUCAAAUCAAAGUGUACAAUCAAGGAGAAGGUAUGCGACCUACUGAUUGACAAUGGAUGUACAGAGAACAUUGUUUCUAAGGCUUUGGUCAAUGCGUUGCAACUCAAAACUACAAAAAACCCAAAUCCUUAUAGGAUUAGUUGGGUUAAAAAGGUCAUCGAUAUACAAGUAUCAGAGAUGUAUCGGGUAAAUUUCUCCAUUGGAAAACAUUACAACAGUGAAGUACUUUGUGACGUUCUUGACAUGGACGUGUGCCAUUUAAUCUUGGGAAGACCUUGGCAGUUCGACACUGGUGUGGUUUAUGACGGGCGCGCUAAUGCAUAUGCCUUUGAAUGGAAGGGGCGAAAACUCAAAUUGCUGCCUACUACACAUCGCCCAGCUAAUGAAGAUGGAGACCGAAAACCAGCUAUAUGCAUUGUUUCGGGAAAUUCUCUCCUAAAGUCUGGCCGAGAAGUGAAGGCUGUUCUGGCAGUUGUCGUGGCCGAGGAAAAUCAGAAUGCCACCAUGGUGGAACAUAAGCAAUUGCAGAGCAUAGUGGAUGAUUUAUUGGAAAAACAGCUGAUUCAACCGAGCCUGAGCCCGUGCGCAGUACCAGUCUUGUUGGUUCCAAAGAAAGACGGAUCGUGGAGAAUGUGUAUUGAUAGCAGAGCUAUCAAUAAAAUCACCUUGAAGUAUCGAUUUCCAGUACCAAGGCGUGAAGACAUGCUAGACUACUUGGCAGGAGCGACGGUAUUUUCAAAGCUUGACUUGCGAAGCGGGUACCACCAAAUCCGCAUUCUACUUGGCGACGAGUGGAAGACUGCUUUUAAAACUCGCAACGGCUUAUUUGAAUGGCGUGUCAUGCCAUUUGGGUUGUGCAAUGCAAUGGCCACAUUCUUGAGACUGAUGUCCGAGGUCCUAAAAUCGCUCUUGGGGAAGUGUUGCGUCGUCUACUUCGACGAUAUACUUGUGUUCAGCUCGUCCAUGGAUGAACAUUGGAAUGAUUUAAAGGCUGCCCUUGAGUUGCUGCGUCAGCACAAGUUGUACCUGAAUAAGGCAAAGUGUGAGUUUGCCACUUCCACAGUGCAUUUCCUUGGCUACAUAGUGUCGGCGGAUGGCUUGGGUAUGGAUCCGAAUAAAAUAAGUGCCAUUCAACAGUGGCAACGACCCAGUACCUUAACUGAGGUCCGCAGUUUCCAUGGUUUAGCAAACUUCUACAGAAGGUUUAUUCGCGGGUUUAGCAUAAUUAUGGCACCGAUCACAGAUUAUUUGAAGGCUAGUUCGUUCAAGUGGGGAGUAGAGCAACAACAGAGCUUUGAUACCCUCAAAGCGGCACUCACAGAAGCCCCCGUCCUAGCAGCUCCUAAUUUUAGCAAGCCUUUUCAUGUAGAUACCGACGCUUCAGCGGUGGGAAUUGGCGCAGUUCUGUCUCAAGAGGGACGGCCCGUAGAGUUCUUUAGCGAGAAGCUAAGUUUAGCCCGACAAAAGUGGUCGGCAUACGAACAAGAGCUAUACGCGGUAAUUUGGGCGCUUAAGCAAUGGGAGCAUUAUCUGUUACAUAGUGAUUUCAUUUUGUGUGGUGACAAUCAAGCACUUCAAUACUUAAAUACACAAAAAAGUAUCAACAAGAUGCAAGCCCGAUGGAUCGUUUUUCUACAAAAAUUUAGCUUUGUGCUUAUGCAUAAAUCUGGGAAACAAAAUAGAGUUGCGGAUGCUCUUAGCCGCCGAUCUGCUCUUCUCGUCCAGCUCCAGACGGAGGUCACCGGACUAGAAUCGCUCAUAGAUUUGUACCCCAUAGACUGA
Messenger RNA from Dendrobium catenatum, 2517 nucleotides. RefSeq lists its product as uncharacterized. NCBI's taxonomy places the organism in Eukaryota, Viridiplantae, Streptophyta, Magnoliopsida, Asparagales, Orchidaceae. The transcript has 4 exons. Bases 1 to 2517 code for a protein of 838 amino acids. The record is from RefSeq and is a predicted model, not a curated record.